GGCAGCGGGCGGCAGUAGUCGUCCCAGCGAGGCUGAGGACAUACGACGACAAAGAAGUUGCAACCUCUGGAAGCUUCAAGUACCUGGGAACAACAGUAGCGAACAACGCAAGCACGACAAAAGAAGUGGAAAGGCGCACAGGGAUAGCAAAAGCAACGGCGGAGCAACUGCGAAGAGUGUGGAGAGACAAAGCGACCCCGGAAGAACUAAAGGCGGAGCUUUUUUCGGCGUUGUGCAGCUCCGUGGCGCUGUACAAUUCCGAAACGUGGACCCUGCGCGAGCAGGACAUGAAGCUUCUGAAACAGUACCAGCACCAGACGCUGAGAACGCUCACGGGGGAGUGGAGGGCCUGGCAGAAGGAGGCAGAGAAGGGGCAGGAAGAAGAAGAGCUGCAGGAGCUAGACGACGCAGCGGAAUACGCAAGUCGGAUGGACCUCUGCCGGAAGGCAGGGGUCUUGGACAUAGAAACGAUGCUGCGGGAGAAACGGGUGGCCUGGAUCGCGCAUGCAGCGCGAGACAGGUCAGAGAAUUCUUUUAUGUGGAUCGCCACCGAGAUACGCAGAAAGAGUAUUUGGGGAAAGCAGGCGGCGCUCGAUCUCGAGCGCUAUGGAUUCACGCUAGAAGCACUCACGCAGCAGCCACCAGACGCAGAAACAGUGCGCAACACACUAAAAGAAAAAAGAGCAUACCAGACCGGGAGAGGGGAGAAGCCGAGGCAAAAACGACAGAAAACAGAGCGCACAGAGCAGAUGCGAGAGGAGCAGCGGCAGAGAAUAGCGCAGCAAAAAGCGGAACAAGAAGAGGAACGGCGGCAAUUUGUCCAGAAAAUCGACGGCAAACGCUGGGUGAGAUUACCCGGCCGACGGGAUGCCUGGCACCCAGAAGACGACGCCCAGGUGCUGUUCACCGCGACGGACGAUUUUUGUGAAAAUACGGGAAGAGAAAUCCUGUAUGUUGCCGGCUUGACCUUCUACCGAAACCCGGAGGACCACACGUGGAGCACAGAAUGACCGGGGGAUGCUAAAAGACAGUGUUUGUGUGCACGUCCAGUCAAGAAAAAGACAAGAAAAUAGAUACGAGGCUAUUUAUUUCGGACAAGCACAAGAAUGAUGAUGAUGAUGAUGCACUGACGGUACAUCUCGCCAACCUUUUAUUUCGGAACCGCUUUACUUUUUGUGAAAAAUCCAGGGUCCCGGUUUGUCCCACCUUUUUGUCGAUAUUGCGCUCAACCGAAAGGCUGAGCUGUAUAUUUUUUUUCGUUUUUUAUUUCCUCUUCCAGUAAGUUCACGUUGUUGUACUUACGUAGAAUUGCAGGUAGUUGAUUUUGAGAUUUCAUUUUCUACCUCUUCUACUGACAGCACAUCUUCGAGCCGCUUACUGGAGUCUUUAGAAAUUCUUGUAGCAGUCACUGAUUUACCCGUCGAUUUUUUUCUGAGCAAGAAAAAAUCGACCGGGCCCGUUUUUCUUUCUACCCAUUUUUAUCAUUUUAUUCCGUAAAGCUCAAGCUACUGUGAAUCUCAGUUUCUAGCUCGUUAUCUCGCGAUCUAUCCCUACCCCAGCGAAUACUUUUUCCUGAAAAAAAUAAACUACUACAGAAAUAUGAGUAGAAAAAUGGC
This is a messenger RNA of Amoebophrya sp. A120, 1616 nucleotides long. NCBI's taxonomy places the organism in Eukaryota, Dinophyceae, Syndiniales, Amoebophryaceae. The record is from the annotation of a GenBank genome assembly.